AGCAGACAAAUGGGCGGGGUUUGUAUGUUGUUGACACCUGAGGUCUCUUGCGCAUGCGCAGUCUGCAUCACGAGGACACACCUUUGUGUUGAAAUCGAAAGUAAACUCUCGAUACUUACCGAAUGUAACUUCACAUUUCGAAGACUUAAAAACUGGCAUAAAAAUCUCAUUACGGCCUCGUGUCAGUCUGUCAUUAUGGAGAUCAGAGAGAGAUCUUCAUCUCCAGAUCACACCAGAGAGUCUCUGAAGAGCCACAGAUCCAUGAAUCCUCCUGAAUCCAGUGAUGAUCCAGUGACCUCUGACCUCAGGAUCUGCAGUCAGAGAUCUUCAUCUCCUGAUCACAGCUGUGUGUCUCUGAAGAGUGACGAAUCCAUGGGUCGCCCUCCUAACCUCAGUGAUGAAGCGGUGACCUCUGACCCCAGGAUCUGCAGUCAGAGAUCUUCAUCUCCUGAUCACAGCUAUGUGUCUCUGAAGAGUGACGGAUCCAUGGCUUAUCCUCCUAAACUCAGUGAUGAAGCAGUGACCUCUGACCCCAGCAGAGCAGAUGGAGAGCGAAGCAUCUCUGGAGGAGUCUCCUCUGUCUUCUGUCUGAACAACACGAGCGUUACAGCGUCUCUGAAUAAACAUGAUCAAGCAGUGAAUGAUGAACUACAGAGAGUCAAAGAGCAGCACAAAACCAGCAUGAAGAACAAGUAUGAGAGAUUAUGUGAGGGACUGAAACUCCAGGAGAAUGAAAGCCUCCUGAACAGCAUCUACACACAGCUCUACAUCAUAGAGGGAGAGAGAGAAGGAGUGAAUGAAGAACAUGAGGUUUUACAGAUGGAGAAAACAGCCAGAACACAACCCUCACAAGACGCUCCAAUCUACUGCAAUGACAUCUUUAAAGCCUCCGCUGAAGCAGGAUCUGAGGAGAAAGAGCAGAUCAAGACUGUUCUUACUAAAGGCAUCGCUGGAAUCGGAAAAACCGUCUCUGUGCAGAAGUUCAUUCUGGACUGGGCCGAGGGAAAAGCCAAUCAGGAUGUAGAUUUCAUGUUUGUGCUUCCAUUUCGAGAGCUGAACUUGAUCCGAGAUCAUCAGUACAGUCUUCACAGACUUCUGCUGGACUUUCAUCCUGAACUUCAAGAUCUGGACUCACAGAUUUAUGAGGAGUGUAAAGUUGUGUUCAUCUUUGAUGGUCUGGAUGAAAGCAGAAUCACACUGAUGUUUUCAGAUGCUCAGAAAGUUUGUGAUGUGACUGAGACUUCAUCAGUGGCUGUGUUGAUGUCAAAGCUCAUGAAAGGAGAGCUGCUUCCCUCUGCUCUCAUCUGGAUCACCUCCAGACCAGCAGCAGCCAAUCAGAUCCCCUCCAAAUACAUCCACCGUCUGACAGAGAUUCAGGGAUUCACUGAGCCUCAGAAGGAGGAAUAUUUCAGGAAGAGAAUCAGUGAUGAGCAUCAAGCCAGCAGAAUCAUCUCACACAUCAGAAGAGCAAGAAGCCUCCACAUCAUGUGCCACAUCCCCGUCUUCUGCUGGAUCUCAUCCACUGUGCUUCAGAAGCUCCUGGAAGAAGAUCUGAGAGCAGAAAUCCCUCAAACUCUGACUGAAAUGUACAUCCACUUCCUGCUGAUUCAGAUCAACAUGAGGAAGCAGAAGUAUGAAGAGAGAGAUCCAGAGAAACUCCUGCCGUCCAACAGAGAAGUGAUUGUGAAACUUGCUGAAGUGGCUUUCAAACAGCUGAUGAAGGGCAAUGUGAUGUUCUAUGAGGAGGACCUGAUUGAGAGCGGCAUAGACGUCACUGACGCCUCAGUGUAUUCUGGGAUUUGCACUGAGAUCUUUAAGCAGGAAUCUGUGAUUCAUCAGAGGGAAGUCUACAGCUUCAUUCAUCUGAGCGUUCAGGAGUUUCUCGCUGCUUUCUAUUUGUUUUACUGCUAUUUAACAAAGAACAAGAAAACACUGCAUGAAUUCAGAUUAUACAGAUAUGAUGAAGUCUCUCUGUAUGAUCUACUAACAUCAGCAGUAGAUAAAGCUCUUGAGAGUAAGAAUGGAUGUCUGGAUCUGUUCCUGCGGUUCCUGCUGGGCGUCUCACUGGAGUCCAAUCAGAGACUGUUACAGGAUCUACUGACACACACAGAGAACAGCUCAGAGACCAUCAGAGACACCACACGGUACAUUAAACACAAGAUCAAAUAUGAUCCUGAACACCAUCCUCUCUCAGCUGAUCAGUCCAUCAAUCUGUUCCUCUGUCUGCUGGAAGUGAAAGAUCAGACUCUGUUCAGAGAGAUUCAGGAGUUUGUGAAAUCAGACAAACACUCAGAGAAACUCUCUGCUGCUCACUGCUCAACAAUCUCCUACAUGAUUCAGAUGUCAGAGGAGCCACUGGAUGAACUGGACCCCAUGAAAUACAACACAUCAGAUGAGGGGAGAAGAAGACUGAUACCAGCUGUGAUCAACUGCAGAAAAGCUGUGUUGAGAGGUUGUGGCGUCACAGAUGAAGGUUGUUCUGCUCUGUCUUCAGCUCUGAGAUCAAACCCCUCACACCUGAGAGAACUGGAUCUGUCUGGGAAUAAAAUAAGAGAUUCAGGAGUGAAGUGUCUCUGUGCUGUACUGGAGGAUACUCGCUGUAAACUGGAGACACUGUGGUUGAUUGAUUGUGGCGUCACAGAUGAAGGUUGUUCUGCUCUGGCUUCAGCUCUGAGAUCAAACCCCUCACACCUGAGAGAACUGGAUCUGUCUGAGAAUAAAAUAAGAGAUUCGGGAGUGAAGUGUCUCUGUGCUGGACUGGAGGAUCCUCGCUGUAAACUGGAGAAACUGCGGUUGAGUUAUUGUGACGUCACAGAUGAAGGUUGUUCUGUUCUGACUUCAGCUCUGAGAUCAAACCCCUCACACCUGAGACAACUGAGUCUGUCUGUGAAUAAAAUAAGAGAUUUGGGAGUGAAGUGUCUCUGUGCUGGACUGGAGGAUCCUCGCUAUAAACUGGAGAAACUGCGGUUGAGAGAUUGUGACGUCACAGAUGAAGGUUGUUCUGCUCUGACUUCAGCUCUGAGAUCAAACCCCUCACACCUGAGAGAACUGAAUCUGAUUCUGAAUAAUCUACGACAAUCAGGAGUGAAGUUACUCUCUGAUCUGAAACAUGAUCAACGUUAUAAACUGGAGAGAUUAGACUACUGACUCUCAGUAUUUAGACGUCAGUUCAGUUUCCUCAGGAUCAGCUGAUGGUGAAUAAGAGCCGCUACAGGAAUCAGUGAUGUGAAGUUAAAUGAAUGCAUGGAAGUGUAAUGUGUGGAGCAGUGUUGAUGAACAGAAGAAACAAGCUUCAAGGAAACUAAACAAAUUCAGCAAAAGACGUUUUUAGCCAAAGGACAUUAAGAAAAUAGUUGAUAUGUUUAUACAGCACUGAAAACCAAGAAAAUCAAUGUGAUAUUUUCAGUGAUGAGCUUAUAUCCUGAACUGUCCAGAUUUAAUAUAGAUCAUCAUAACUGUGUAUCCUGAAAUUCAGAAAUAGACAACUUAUCACUACAUUUUCUUAUAUUUUAAUCCAGUCUAACAUUUGAGUGUGUAACCUUUGUAUGUAUGUGUUUAUUUUUAUUAAAAUAUGUAUCAUCUCGAGAAGAGGGACUUCCACUUGA
Messenger RNA from Carassius auratus (goldfish), 3605 nucleotides. RefSeq names its product NACHT, LRR and PYD domains-containing protein 12-like. The coding region runs from base 10 to 3147 and encodes 1045 amino acids. The record is from RefSeq and is a predicted model, not a curated record. NCBI's taxonomy places the organism in Eukaryota, Metazoa, Chordata, Actinopteri, Cypriniformes, Cyprinidae. The transcript is spliced from 10 exons. Gene Ontology annotation, molecular function: protein binding.